ACCCUGCUAAAAAACCUGUUUCGAGGAUACCAGAAAUGGGUGAGACCAGUUAGAAGUAUCAGCGAUACAAUAAAAGUAAAGUUUGGACUGGAAAUCUCCCAACUGGUGGAUGUGGAUGAAAAGAAUCAACUGAUGGCCACGAAUGUUUGGUUAAAACAGGAGUGGAAUGACUACAAACUGAGCUGGAACCCAGAUGAUUAUGGCGGCAUCCACACCAUUCGAGUUCCAUCUGAAUCAAUCUGGCUGCCUGACAUAGUGUUAUAUGGAAAUGCAGAUGGAAGGUUUGAAGUAUCCGUGAUGACUAAGGCAAUUGUGAAGUACAAUGGGACAGUGAGAUGGACACCUCCUGCAAGUUACAAAAGCUCCUGUACAAUAGAUGUCACAUUUUUUCCAUUCGACAAACAAAACUGUUCAAUGAAAUUUGGAUCCUGGACCUAUGAUGGAAACAUGGUUGAUCUCAUAUUGGUGGAUGAAGAUGUGGACCGAAAGGAUUUCUUUGACAAUGGAGAAUGGGAAAUCUUAAAUGCUACAGGAAUGAAAGGAAUGAGGAGGGCUGGAUAUCAUUCAUAUCCAUUUAUCACAUAUUCCUUUGUAUUGAGACGCUUGCCUCUAUUCUAUACAUUGUUCCUGAUUAUCCCCUGCCUUGGUCUAUCUCUUUUAACUGUACUGGUUUUCUACUCACCAUCAGAUGAAGGGGAGAAGCUAUCUCUAUCCACCUCAGUCCUGGUUUCACUAACUGUGUUCCUCUUGCUUAUUGAAGAAAUAAUUCCUUCUUCCUCAACGGUCAUCCCAUUGAUUGGCGAGUACUUGCUCUUUAUUAUGAUCUUUGUCACGCUCUCAAUCAUUGUCACUGUCUUUGUGAUAAAUGUCCACCACCGAUCCUCAACCACCUACCACCCCAUGGCCCCGUGGGUGAAAAAACUCUUCCUUCAAACUCUUCCCAAACUAUUAUGUAUGCGAGGCCACACUGAUCGCUACCACUGUUCGAAAAGUGAGAAUCUGAAGCAUGACAAGGUGAAGAAUGAUGAAAAUGCAGCUAUGAUCGCAAUCUUAGAAAAGGCUGCUGAAUCGGUGAGAUACAUCUCAAGCCACAUAAAGAAAGAACAUUCUAUUCGUGAGGUUGUGGAAGACUGGAAAUUUGUAGCUCAGGUCCUGGAUCGGAUUUUCUUGUGGCUGUUUUUGCUGGCAGCCAUUCUAGGAUCAGUAUUGAUGUUUGCUCCAGCACUUCAAAUGUGGGCAAGCAUUGUGAUAAUGCCCAGUGCAAACUAUCACACUUAG
Molecule: messenger RNA, 1278 nt
Organism: Hemiscyllium ocellatum (epaulette shark)
Lineage: Eukaryota; Metazoa; Chordata; Chondrichthyes; Orectolobiformes; Hemiscylliidae
Product: neuronal acetylcholine receptor subunit beta-3-like
Exons: 6
Coding region: 133-1278 (381 amino acids)
Biological process (GO): chemical synaptic transmission; nervous system process; signal transduction
Cellular component (GO): neuron projection; postsynaptic membrane; synapse
Molecular function (GO): acetylcholine-gated monoatomic cation-selective channel activity; transmembrane signaling receptor activity
Source: RefSeq, a predicted model, not a curated record